Molecule: messenger RNA, 195 nt
Organism: Triticum turgidum subsp. durum (durum wheat)
Lineage: Eukaryota; Viridiplantae; Streptophyta; Magnoliopsida; Poales; Poaceae
Source: the annotation of a GenBank genome assembly
AUGGAGUACGAGUACCACUACAACAGCAGCGGCAGCGGCAGCUUCGCCAAGGAGAAGCGGCCUCCGGCGAAGAGGGGGCAGGUCAAGCUCCAGAUAGCGAGGGCGCUGAGCAACCUCGUGUCUCCCGGCGGCGCCGUUGAUGGCUCGAAGCAAGCAAAUCGUAACAGCUUCAGAAGGGAAACAAGCUACAACUGA